AGUUUCAGAGUGAAAACAACAACGUGAGGCUUCUGUGUUCUGGAGGGAGAAUCUGAGCAUCACAUUGUCUUUUUACGGCAGUUGUUCCCACUUUAUUGCUUCUUUGUUAGGGGGACCGGCAGGAGGGGCCAGUUUGGAUACAAGAAUGGAUGAAAAUGAAGAUUCUAGUAUUGCUGCAACCAUGGGCUUCUCUGGAUUUGGUAAAAAGGCACGCACAUUUGACUUGGAAGCUAUGUUUGAGCAAACGCGCAGGACAGCAGUCGAGAGAAGCAAAAAAACGUUAGAAGCCAGAGAGAAAGAGGAGCAGAUCUCCAACAAAAGCCCAGUUAUGAAAGAUGUGCCUUCCAGUUCUCGGCAGAAAAAUACGGAUACGUCAAGUUCCAGUAGUGGCUCAGAGGACAGCUCAGAUGAUGAGUUGAUUGGCCCUCCUGUACCUUCUAAUCUUACUGGAGACCAUGGGGAUGAACUAAUCGGCCCUCCACUCCCUUCUGGAUACAAGGACAGUGAUGAUGAGGAUGAAGAACAGCAUGAAGAUGAUGACAAUCCAGUUAAGGGCAUCCCAGACUCGCAUGAAAUUACUCUGCAGCAUGGCACAAAGACUGUUUCUGCAUUGGGACUGGAUCCAUCUGGUGCACGGCUGGUGACUGGUGGAUUUGAUUAUGACGUUAGAUUUUGGGAUUUUGCUGGAAUGGAUGCAUCCUUACAGGCAUUUAGAUCCCUGCAGCCAUGUGAAUGUCAUCAAAUAAAGUCCCUUCAGUACAGCAACACUGGGGAUGUUAUUCUUGUGGUGGCUGGCAACUCCCAAGCUAAAGUGCUUGACAGAGAUGGGUUCCCAGUCAUGGAGUGUGUCAAAGGAGACCAGUACAUAGUGGAUAUGGCAAAUACUAAGGGCCACACUGCCAUGCUUAAUGGAGGAUGCUGGCACCCAAAAAUAAAGGAAGAAUUUAUGACCUGUUCAAAUGAUGGGACUGUGCGUACUUGGGAUGUCUCCAAUGAGAAGAAGCACAAGGGUGUAUUUAAACCAAGAUCUAUGCAAGGAAAACGUGUGAUCCCAACGUGCUGCACCUACAGCAGGGAUGGCAAAUUCAUUGCAGCUGGGUGCCAAGAUGGAUCCAUCCAGAUCUGGGACCGUAAUAUGAGUGUCCACACUAAAUUCCACUGUAGACAAGCACAUACUCCUGGCACUGAUACCUCCUGUGUGACUUUUUCGUAUGCUGGUAAUAUCCUUGCUACUCGAGGAGGCGAUGACACCUUAAAAACAUGGGACAUUAGAAAGUUUAAGAAUCCUCUCAAUGUGGCCUCUGGGUUAGCAAACUAUUUUCCAAUGACAGAUUGCUGCUUCAGCCCAGACGAUAAACUCUUGAUAACCGGGACCUCCGUAAAGAGAGGCGGUGGUGAUGGAAAGUUAAUGUUCUUUGACGUAGGGACAUUUCAGAAGGUUUAUGAAAUCCAGGUCACUGAAGCGAGUGUUGUUCGCUGCCUUUGGCACCCAAAGCUGAACCAGAUCAUGGUGGGCACUGGCAAUGGACUGGCUAAAGUAUAUUAUGAUCCCAACAGAAGCCAGAGGGGAGCCAAGUUAUGUGUGGUUAAAACACAACGGAAGGCACGGCAAGCAGAAACCCUGACGCAGGAUUACAUUAUUACCCCUCAUGCUCUUCCAAUGUUCAGAGAGCCUCGCCAGAGAAGUACGAGGAAGCAGCUGGAGAAGGAUCGACUGGACCCAGUGAAAUCCCAUAAGCCAGAGCCACCUGUUGCAGGGCCAGGUCGUGGGGGCAGAGUGGGUACCCACGGAGGCACCUUAUCUUCAUUUAUCGUGAAGAACAUUGCGCUAGAUAAGACUGAUGACAGCAACCCACGAGAAGCUAUACUUCGACAUGCAAAAGAUGCAGAAAAAAAUCCUUAUUGGGUUGCUCCAGCAUAUUCCAAGACGCAGCCCAACACGGUCUUUGCUGAGGUGGAGUCUGAUGAGGAAGAAACAGACAAUGAACCGGAGUGGAAAAAGCGCAAGAUCUGAAGACGGAAAGAGUUCAUUAUAUUUUGCGUUCAGGUUUCAGCUCAAAGCAUUCAUUCAGUGUUUCCCAUUCCAAUUCUAAAUCUUUUUUUGAAAUAUCAGACUGUAUUUUAUACAUAGAAGACAAAUAAAGAGAAAAACCUUCUUAACAUUUUCUGAAAAUUGCAUUGAAUAUACAGAAAAUAUCGACAGUAACAUUGUUUCCAUAUAAUUCAUGUUGCAGCCACUGAAUAAAGGCCAUACAUAGCCCAGCUUUGCUAUUACUGCUUAACAGGAAAACCAGAGGGUGAAAGAGGGAAUGGGCAGGAUGGAGGUGGAGUGGGGUGGAAUUGGGGCGGCCCAUUACCCUAAUCCAGGCCCCGUCCACGUACUAAAGGUCAAAUUUUCAGUCAUGGCCGACCAACUGUGAUGCUGUCAAAUGGUAUUGAAGAAAGUACCCUACAAACACUGAUUGUGGGACAUUGAGAUCACUUUUUGCCAAGUUGCCCCUCAGCUCAGUGUGUUACAGACUGCUGACAGCGCUAUAUAAAUAAUAAUAAUAAUUAAUGCCCAUUUACACUUUCCCCUGACUAAAGUGCAAUACAAGCGACCCUUAGUGCUCAUCUAGGCAGCAUUUCUGCCCACGGGAAUGGCUUAAGGCCCAAGGUGCACAGCCAUGUUCUCCCUGUAUCUGCAUGGGUUUCCUGUGGGUUCUCCAGUUUCUAUCCACACUCCAAAAACAUACAGGCAGUGUAACCGGAGUCUGACUAAAUCAGUCAUAAUGUGUGUGAAUGUGAUUGUAAGAUUGUAAGCUCCUCUGGAGCAGGGGCUGAUGUAAAUGUUGUAUAAUCUCUGUAAAGCGCUGUGCAAAUGUGUUGGCUUUAUAUAAAUGACACAAUAAAUGCCUCAUAUGUAAAACCCUGCUUCAUCUAAUAAACCAUUUUCAUAAAAAUA
This is a messenger RNA of Xenopus tropicalis (tropical clawed frog), 2944 nucleotides long. RefSeq names its product WD repeat domain 70 (gene wdr70). The record is from RefSeq and is marked validated. Lineage: Eukaryota; Metazoa; Chordata; Amphibia; Anura; Pipidae.